AUGGGGAUGAAACCCGGGUCGGGUAAUGUGAGCUUGGUGAUAAUUGCCUGUAUAGGUGUCCUGAUGAUCUCUUCUUUUGCCGCGGUGGGUAUCAGAAGUCGGUUGUGGAGUGUAAGAGAUUCUGGCCGGCGAGGAUGA
Linum tenue is the source of this 138-nucleotide messenger RNA. The record is from the annotation of a GenBank genome assembly. Lineage: Eukaryota; Viridiplantae; Streptophyta; Magnoliopsida; Malpighiales; Linaceae.